Lathyrus sativus (Indian pea) is the source of this 267-nucleotide messenger RNA. The record is from the annotation of a GenBank genome assembly. NCBI's taxonomy places the organism in Eukaryota, Viridiplantae, Streptophyta, Magnoliopsida, Fabales, Fabaceae.
AUGGGAAAGAGGAAAGCAAAAACAAAGCCUCCUCCAAAGAAACGAAUGGAUAAACUCGACACUUCCUUCAGUUGCCCUUUCUGUAAUCAUGGCAGCAGUGUUGAAUGCCGCAUUGACAUGAAGAACUUGAUAGGAGAAGCUUCUUGCAGUAUUUGCCAAGAGAACUUUAGCACUACUAUCACAGCUUUAUCCGAGCCAAUAGAUGUAUACAGCGAGUGGAUUGAUGAAUGCGAACUGGUGAACAACCAGGAAGAUGAUGGUGCAUAG